Messenger RNA from Exserohilum turcica Et28A, 1602 nucleotides. RefSeq lists its product as uncharacterized. The record is from RefSeq and is a predicted model, not a curated record. NCBI's taxonomy places the organism in Eukaryota, Fungi, Ascomycota, Dothideomycetes, Pleosporales, Pleosporaceae. The coding region runs from base 1 to 1602 and encodes 533 amino acids. The transcript has a single exon.
AUGCCUUUCGAUGCACGGGAAGCAACCAUUGACUCGGUUCAUCAUGCGCUCUACUCUGGCCUGUCAACAUGUCGAGAAGUCGUGUCUUCAUUUAUUGCAAAUAUCGAGGCAAAUAAUCACCGAACCAAUGCUGUCAUCACAUUGAAUCCAAAGGCCCUGGGAAUUGCCGAUGAACUAGACGAGCGGCUUUCGGCUGGCAAUGCAACUGGGCCUCUGUUCUGCGUUCCGAUACUGCUCAAGGAUAAUUACGACACUGUAGACAUGCCUACUACCGGGGCAAGUCUAGCCUUGGCCCACUCUCAGCCCACCAAAGAUGCACCGAGUGUGACGGCAUUGAAAAAUGCGGGUGCUAUCAUUCUCGGCAAGGCCAAUUUGCACGAGCUGGCCCUCGAGGGUCUCAGUGUUUCUUCGCUCGGAGGCCAGACCAUCAAUCCCUAUGACUCGACCCGGACGCCUGGAGGAAGCUCCGGAGGCACUGGGGCAGCAGUUGCCGCUUCUUUCUGUGUCCUGGGCACUGGCACAGACACAGUCAACUCGCUUCGCAGUCCAGCAUCUGCCAAUUCACUGUGCAGCAUUCGGCCCACACGCGGUCUGAUUACACGAACAGGCAUCAUUCCGAUAUCAUCUACUCACGAUGUCAUUGGACCUAUUGCGCGAACGAUCAAAGAUGUGGCAGUUUCACUCACAGUAAUGGCCGAGGCCGGUUACGAUGCAUCCGACAACGCGACUGCGCUGGUUCCCAAUGCCAAUCGCAACAUCGACUAUGCCGCUUCUCUGUCCAACUUCCCUCUCAAAGGCCUACGCAUCGGGGUACUAAACGGCUUGUUCAACCGUACCGACUCUCCAGAGGUCACUCCCGUCAAUAAUGCCAUGGAUUCUGUGAUAUCGCGACUAUCAGCCGCAGGCGUAACCAUAGUACCCAUCGACGAUGAAAUCUACAAUGCAACCGCCAUCCAAGCAUCCUGGGAUGUCCAGCGCUACGAAUUUCGCCAACUAAUGGACGAGUACCUGCAGCGGCCCUCGCUCCAAGGCGAGCACCCCAACACACUGGCAGACCUAUACUCGCGCAAAGCCGUCAAUGGUUCAGGCGGAGAAUUCCUCGUCAUCCCAGCCGAGUACGAAUACGUCAAUACAGCCCUCGUCUCCUCGACAGCCAAUGACACAUACGACGCGCGCCAAGCCGGAAUUCGCAACCUGACCUUGGCUCUUCUCAACACUUUUACGUCCAAUUCCCUCGAUGCACUCGUCUAUCCCCAGCAGAAAAACCUCGUGGUGAAAAUUGGCUCGCCCUCGCAGUCCGGGCGCAACGGCAUCUUGGCCGCGCUAACGGGAACCCCCGUCGUCAUGGUGCCAGCCGGCUUUUCCGAGCCAACCCACGAGGCGCCUGUUGGUGUUCCGAUUGGAAUGGAGAUCCUCGGGAGGCCGUGGGAAGAACAGAAAUUGCUGGGUAUUGGGUAUGCAGUUGAGCAGUUGUUGAAGGUGCGGAAGAGUCCCGUGUGGGCGAGAGAUGCGGUCGAGGUGCCCACAUACAACAGUGUACCUGUUAUCACGCCUGACAAAGGGAAUGUAGCUGAUGUGUAUCCUUUGGGAACAUUGGAGUAA